Molecule: messenger RNA, 6252 nt
Organism: Cotesia glomerata
Lineage: Eukaryota; Metazoa; Arthropoda; Insecta; Hymenoptera; Braconidae
Product: protein bric-a-brac 1-like
Exons: 11
Coding region: 629-2743 (704 amino acids)
Biological process (GO): regulation of transcription by RNA polymerase II
Cellular component (GO): nucleus
Molecular function (GO): protein binding; DNA binding
Source: RefSeq, a predicted model, not a curated record
UAGUCGUCACAAUGUGUACAUGCCGUUGUCUGAACGAAACAAUUCACUGAAGAAACAUCGACUGUUUUUUUCUGAUGAAAAUCUCAAUAUCUGUGAUAAAUAUCUACGAAUAGUGAUUAAUAAUCAUUGGACUAGAGUUACCUCUACCAGCAGAUUUCGUGAAGUUUUAAACAUCUAUCAAGGAGAAUUUUGUGAAUAUACAACGUAAGCAGGGUACAAAAGACGUAUUCAGAAAUUUAAAAAAGAAAGUCAUUUUAGUGUCAAUAGAUUUUAUUAGACGUUAUGGGGUGUUUAAAACUGAACCAAAGUUGGGUUAACAUCAUGGGACGAAAAUUAAAUACUGGAUCAUAAUGAAUGAUCCCUUUUCAAUUCCAUUUGAUUCUAUCCAAAAAAGUUCAGUAAAAGGAGGGGAGGUAAACUUUGCGACCUAGGACUGGAAAAACAGCUGGUGAAGUAAAGACUAGAAAUAAGUAAUUUUGCAGACGCUAUCCAGUGCUCGAAAAAUGAACUCGCUGAAUAAUUCUUCCAAGUCUAUGAUUGGUUUGACAGGACCCGCUAGUAGCAACAAAGACAAACAAAAACAAAUAAACUAGUGUCAAUAUUUAAAUAGAUAUCUAUAUUAGCCAGAAUGACGCAACAAAGUGGUGCCGGUUCGCCGCAACAGUUUUGCCUGCGGUGGAACAACUAUCAAACAAAUUUGACUAAUGUAUUUGACCAAUUGCUGCAAAGCGAAAGCUUUGUCGACGUAACACUUGCCUGUGAUGGACAUUCGGUAAAAGCUCACAAAAUGGUACUUUCUGCCUGUAGCCCAUAUUUCCAGACUUUGUUCUUCGAAAAUCCCUGCCACCACCCGAUAGUGAUAAUGAAAGAUAUUAAGUGGCCAGAGCUUAAAGCUGCGGUUGAGUUCAUGUACAAAGGGGAAAUAAACGUCUCACAAGAGCAGAUUGGGCCUUUGUUGAAGGUUGCUGAGUGCUUGAAAAUCCGCGGGCUGGCAGACGUCAACAAUGAACACGAAUUGGUUUCCAAGCCGAUGCAAACCAGCCAACAGCAACAACAGCAAGCUCAGCAACAACAGCAGCAACAACAACAACAACAGCAACAACAAUUACAGCAACAACUGCAACAACAACUGCAACCAGAGCCAGUUUCGUCCCCGGCAAAUUCGAUUCACAAUCACAACAGCAGGAAAAAACGCCGCAGAGUGUCCAGUGAACGGUCUCCAGUGAGUGUUAAUGACAGUCCUGAGCACCACAGUUUGUGUAUGACUGAAGACAAUGACCACUCGUCAGUGAUGUCGGAAGUGCAGAACCUGGUGGCUUCGUCGACACCGAGGUCGCUGAGCUCACCAAGCAUGCCAAGCAUUUCAGUGACACCCCAGAUAAACUUGCAAGAUCUUCCAGUGUCGUUGGCGCUACCACCGCCGGUCUCAGUCAGCCAAAGCCCUCACCCUGUUAUAUCCCACCACGUGCCAGUCCACGUGACACCCACUGGCCACCCGUCCGUCAACCACCUUGGUGCUCACCACGUGGCUCAGCUCUCGGUACACCAGCAACAGGCACAACAGGCCCACCAACAGGCUCAUCAGCAUCAACAGUCACUUAGUAGUCAGUCUAAUCUUAUUGAUGACCUCGAGAUCAAGCCCGGUAUUGCUGAGAUGAUUCGCGAGGAGGAAAGGGCCAAGUUGUUGGAAUCAUCCCACGCUUGGCUCGGCGCCUCCACCUCCAAUAUAUCAGCAGAUAGCUAUCAGUAUCAGCUGCAGUCGCUCUGGCAGAAGUGUUGGAACACUAAUUCUGGGCUGGUGCAUAAUCUGCGCUUUCGUGAACGUGGACCACUUAAGUCAUGGAGACCGGAAACUAUGGCUGAAGCGAUCUUCAGUGUUUUGAAGGAAGGGCUAUCGUUAAGUCAAGCUGCAAGAAAAUAUGAUAUUCCAUAUCCAACAUUCGUUCUUUACGCGAAUCGAGUGCAUAAUAUGCUUGGACCAAGUUCCGAUGGUAGUGCUGAUCUUCGGCCAAAAGGAAGGGGCCGACCUCAAAGGAUUCUUUUGGGAGUUUGGCCGGACGAGCAUAUCCGGGGUGUGAUUAGAGCGGUGGUGUUUCGCGACGGAAAUAUUGUGAAAGAGGAACCGACCCCGUUAUAUCCAAGUCUAGCGAAUUAUGCGUGCAAUGGACCAGAGGGCGCGGUAAGCCCUAGCGCUGCUGCGGCUGCUGCGGUUGCCGCGGUCGCCCAAGGUCUCCGACACCAGAUGUGCAGUAUGGUAGCGGCUGCCCAGUCUCAUCCUCACGAUAUGGUAGCAACGAAUCUCUCGGCAAACUUCCAGGCGGCCGUGCAAGUCAGUCAACAUCACUUAAACAAUAAUAGCGGAGCAAGUAAUAACAAUAACAGCAAUAACAACAGAAAUUCACCUUUGAUGCUCGGACUGCCAAGCCCGGGGUCAGGGGGACCACCAGAAAGUCCAAUGGAAGGGAGUCCAUUGGCGAGUCCACUGGCACCCUUGAUGGAUCCAGCUCACAUACCCAGUAGUGUUGAGGUAGGGAUCGGUAUCGGGGGUUUGGGCGGACUUGGAGGACUCGGUGCAAUAAGUGGGAUGCAUUAUAAGCCACAACGAAGUUUCAUAAGCCCACGACCUGAAAAUAUCUUCCAAGAAGACAUUGCUGAUUUGGUUAAAAGUCAACACGGGCACAAAGACAAAGACAAAGUCCCGGUUAAACUUGAACCACUCACUGACUCUCGUAGUGAACAGUAAUUUUACUUAAACUAUAUUAUUAUUAUUAUUAUUAAUUAAAUAAUUAAUUAAUUAAUUAACUAAGCAAUAAAAGUAAACUUUUGUUGUUUUUUGCUAAAUAUUCCAUCAAUCUCGACGACUCAAUGAUUUAUACUAGAGUGAUUGAUAUUAAAUGUCAGACUAGCUUGUUUUUAAAAUAAUAAAACAUUUAAUGUUUAUUUUUUAAAACGUAAACGCUGUGAGUCAAGUUACACAUUUUAAAACAAAUGGUGAUAAAAUAUUGUCAUUGUUGUAAAAACGGGCCUUGAUUAACAAAAUUAAAAUAAACCUCGAAAAUAUUAAUAACAAUUAAGAAAGUGUAUAAUCAAAAAUGGGAGCGAGUCUUGUAAAAAUUUAUUGUCUCGUCCGAGUGUUGAAAACGUUUUUACGUAUCUCUCUUAUAUUUAAAAGUAAACAAUUAAUUUUCUGUAAAACAUUAACAAUUAUUAUUAUUAUAAUUAUAAAUAUAUACAUAUUAAAAAAUAAUUUAUUUAUUAUUAUUAUUAUUAUUAUCUUUUAAUUAUUUUAGUCAAUAUAUUGUGGACUUAAAUGUGCGCCAAAAUUAAAGUGAUCGUGGUUUUAGAGAAUAAUUGAUAAUAAACAAUCGGAAGUAAUAAAUAAAUAAAUGAAAUUUUUAUUAAUAAAUUAGAUUGGUCAAGUAAGUGAUAGAAAAACAUUUCGAGUUAAACUUAUAAACUAGCUAACACGUAAUUGAUAUGUAUGCAUAUUAUAUAUGUUAAUGCCAAAUGUAUAAUAGUUGAAUAAGAAUCGGUUGCAUGUUAUAGUGGAGAAUUUUCAAAUAAAAUAAAUAAAAAAUCAUUAAUAAAAACAAUAGUAAUAAAAUAACAUAAUAAAACUAAUAAUUAUAAUAAUAAUGUAAUGAUAAUACAAUUAUUUACAUAAUAAUGAAAUUAUCACAGCCUUUUGCAAGAUAAAAAAAAGUUUAGAAAGGAUUUAAAUAAUAUGAUGUGAGAUAAUUGAGGUACAAGUUUAUCCUUUGAGUUACGUGUGUCAGAAUUACUCAUAUAUAUUAAUAUUAAUAUUAAAUUUAAUUGAUGAACGGAGUUGGUUUAUAAAUUAAUUUUGCAUACAAUGAUGGUGAAUAUAUUUAACGCAAUGACAUUGCCUGCAAUUUUCUAGUCAUAAAAUCUUAAUGAAUUAUUGUACACAUUGUAAUUCGACACGCGCAGCUCUAGAUUUUAAAACAAUUAAUUUUUUUAUUAUUUACUGUUAGUUAUUACUUUUAUUUUUUUAACGUUAAAUUUAUUUAAUAAAAUUCAACUUUAUUUUUUUUUUUAUUUGCUUACUUUUGUAAAAUUGUUUUAUUGUAAAUUAUAAUAAUGCCAGUAUCUCACUUGCUACUUGUAUUACUACAGAAAAAAAUGUACAAAAUUUGUCACUGUCUUGGAAAGAGAGGAAAAAAAUUCAAGGUUCUCUGACGGUCACUCUUUACUUUUUAAUAAGCCUAAAAAAAUCACAAGUACUAUAUUAUGUUGUAAUUUUAUAAAUUAUAAUAAAACUAUCAUGUGGAUUUAAAUAAAAAUUACUUAUGUUAUCGACAAACAAUUAAAUUAAAUUAAAUUUAGUUAGUAAACUUGAAAGUCGAAAUGUUGAAUUGUAACGUUACGAUCGAUUUUUUUAUGUCAUUGUAGGGUUUAAUGACAAGAAUUAUAAAUACUUUUUUAUAAACUCUAUUAAUAUAACUAUUUUAAUAUUAAAAAGUAUGGAGCGCUAUCAGAGAAUUCCAGGGAAAAAGACUAUAUUUUUAUCAUAUGCAAUUAGAUCUGAUCAUAAAUGAUUCAACUCUAUGAAGUCAGAUGUAACAUUUGGCUCUAUUUAAACAUAUAUGAAUUAGGCGUGAUCAUUGAUCAGAUAAGAACAAUAUCUGAUUAUAUAUGAUCAAAUCUGAGUAUAUAUGAUCAAAUCUGAGUAUAUAUGAAUAAAUAUAUAUUAAUUUUUCUAUCCUGGAAUGCCUUUAAUAAUUAUAAUUGAUUGAAAAUUGCGGUGCGAAAAAAAAAAACAUUUUAGAUGAAAAUAUAAUUAUUUAAGUGUAAUAAAUUGCCUUCCUGCCAUAUUUGGGGUAUGCCAAGUAUAAAAUUUAUAAGGUUUAGAAAAUAAAUAAAAGAAACUAAAAUUAAAAAUAAAUAAAAAUUUAGACUGGAUCUUUGAUGACUAAAGAUAAUACUUGAAGAUUGUAGGUAUGAAUGAUUAUUUAUGAUUAAAAAUGAUUGUGAUUAGAUGUGAAUGUUUUAUCUUAAUAUGUAUUAAUGAAUAUUUAUUUAUUAACUGAUAAUUAAUAUUUGGCAUUUUUUUGUUACUUAAUAAAGUUAUUUUUAAAAUAAAAUAGAUUGUGCUAUUUUUCAAAAUUGAUACUGUACGUUAUUUCGGUCAAGGGACCUUUUUUAGGAUUUUCGAUCACUCGGAUAUUUAAUGCUAUCGAACGGUCUGACAAUUCUGAAAAAAAAAAAAAAAAAAUAAACAAAUAAAAUUUUAGUAUGUUAGAAAAAAUUCGAAGUGGCCUUUCAAAAAAAAAAAUUGUAAAUUACAAAAUAAGAAAACAAAUCUCAAAGAGAAACUUGUUUUUGGCUUUCCCAUUUGUGUCUAGGAAUUGAAAAGAAAGUUCUCGCACGCUUCGGUCGUUUAAAUAUUUUCUUAAAUCAUUAAUUACUUGAUAUUACUCCAGUAUUUUUGUUCUUAUACUGGACUAAUAUUAAUAAAUUAAAAUUAAAUGAACUAAAAACAAAUUUUUGGAUAUAAAAAAAAAUUAAAAAUUCGUUCCAAUUAGCACAGUUGGUAAUUAAUAUUUAACAAAAAAAAAUAUUCUUGAUAGAAAAGUUUUUGUGCGAAAAAAAUUCAAAAAAAAAAAAAUAAUAUAAAACGUAAUUAUUAAAAUUAACAUUACUUACCAAAAGUGCGAAGGAGACGUUCUUUGUUACGUAUAAAUUAAAGAAGAAAAAAAAAGUUAUCCACUGGCUACCGAUCUCCUUCAUUGAUAAAAAUUGUAUACGUACCAUUUCUUACUUCCGAUAAUAUUUGCUAAAAAUGAACGGAAAGACGUGAUUCAUACUUAAAAUUUUUACUAUUGAAGCUUAAAUGUGUUCAUAUAAAAGCUAACUGCGACAUAAAUAUGAAGUAAUUGCAUGUUUUGAGAGGUUGAUUACGGGAAUGAAAUAUAAAAAAAUUUCGAGAAAGAGUGAACGAGAGAGAGGAUAAAUGAACUAUAUGACUCACAUGUGAUUUUAUAUGAACCAUAUAUGAUCACAUAUGAAUAAUAUUUGUGAGACCGAGCGAGCGAGUGUGCAGCAGAUGUAUGUGAGCGUAUGGGUGAAAAAAAAAAGAAAAUACUAAAUCAAUAAAAUAAUAUAUUAAAAAAGUAAAAAAAAAAAGUAGUAAGUGCCUUCCAAAAAAAAUUAAAGAGUCCCGUAGAUCGUGACCAGUAAGCGAAAUAAUUCGAUAAUUUCGUGUUAAUAGUGUAUUAUUAAAAUUGAGAU